Molecule: messenger RNA, 3678 nt
Organism: Aplysia californica (California sea hare)
Lineage: Eukaryota; Metazoa; Mollusca; Gastropoda; Aplysiida; Aplysiidae
Product: WW domain binding protein 1-like
Exons: 5
Coding region: 196-621 (141 amino acids)
Source: RefSeq, a predicted model, not a curated record
UGUUUGGCGAAGCAGGAUGUUGUAGGCCAAGCUUAGCAGCCCACAACAAUCAAUUUCUCAUUCUCAAUUGCCCUUCCGGUUGCGAGAAGAUAGGAGGAGGCGUUCACUGCUUGUUCUUUAGAUCUACUGUUUAUGACAAGAUCUAGAUCUAGAUCUAGAUUCUAUUAGCCAAAAGAUUUUUCGGAUUUUUCUACAAUGGAUGUAGAUAACUUGUCAAAGAUUAUUUUCACCCUUGCUCUUGCAGUCCCGGUCGUGGGCUCAAGCAUACAAUGCGGAGACUACGUCUGCCAUGGUCAUUCACCAUAUUGCUGUACCUUGGAUGACGGGGAAUUGGGCUGUUGUUGGGAUACUUUUGUCUAUCAACUUUGGUGGUUCUGGCUGAUCUGGGUGGUGGUAUUUUUCAUGAUCCUCGGCUGCUCUCUGGCCUGCUGGCGCCGCAGGAGGCAGCACGUGCGCUACGUGGUCAUGGCAAACUCAGAGUACCCAUCGUACGGCACUGUGGUCCAUGGCGCUAGUACUCACACGGCGUACCAGACGGGACCCAUGCCGCCACCCCCUACUGCGCCAGCCGCUCCCCCUAGUUAUGCCAACAAACCUCCACCUUAUUCAUAUUCUGGCUAAACCGAGGACGUGAAACAAGAAUUAUCGUUAUUCCCCUGCAAAAUGGGAGGGUGCCUGUGAUGUACAUAUAUGUAUUACACGUAUUGUGAUUUAUUCAAAUCAAAGAUGUUUCUCUCCUCUUGAAGCCGCUUUUUGUAAAAACAAGAAUUUUUUAUGAGUAUGCUUUGUACUUGUACUGGAAAGAACUACGGUAUCUAAUUCUUGACUUCCUGAAUAAAAGCUAUCCCACUAAUUGUUUCUUGAAAUUCUGACAUAAAUCACUUAAGUCUCGGCUACGCUGUGCGUGAAUCAAUAAAUUACAAAACUUCAAUUUUCUCUGUUGGUCCUGGUGAACUAUCGUCGUCUACAAAUCAAACACUGUGUGCUAGUGGUUUAAUUAAUGUCUUGCAUCCUGAGGGCCUAGGAUGGUCUUCUCAUGGGGAAAAUAUGGUUCUGUGUGUAUACACUCUAUUGUUUCGCCGCUAUACCUUGCAUCAGAAGCUAUUUCAACUUUUUUACCUUCUGAGUGAUGUAAUCUUGUGUUGGGAGGGCAGGCAAGAGGAAGGAGUAGGGUACAAUGAUUGUCGAUGUCUUCUUACAGACCUGAUACCUGAAGAAGAAUUCAUGUGAAAAAGUCAAAUUUCGAGUACAUAGCAAUAGAGUGGCAGUAGGCCCGCAGGAUGAUAUUGAUAUAAUGCCAGUACUGUAGCUUCAGUAGUGGAUAGGCCCGCAGGAUGAUAUUGAUAUAAUGCCAGUACUGUAGCUUCAGUAGUGGAUAGGCCCGCAGGAUGAUAUUGAUAUAAUGCCAGUACUGUAGCUUCAGUAGUGGAUAGGCCCGCAGGAUGAUAUUGAUAUAAUGCCAGUACUGUAGCUUCAGUAGUGGAUAGGCCCGCAGGAUGAUAUUGAUAUAAUGCCAGUACUGUAGCUUCAGUAGUGGAGUGUCAAGAGUUAUUGCGUUUGCCCAAGACUUUCCAUUUCUAUUAUAUUCUGAAUUUACAAUGAGACCCAGCUUUGAUAUUUCACUUUCUAAACUUUCUUUGUGUUAAUCUCUUGAUGCCGUCAAAUUUUCAUGUUUUUAUAUUUGCACCUUCGUUUUUGUUGGUUUGGUUUUUUAAAAUUAAUAUUUAAAUCCCAAACUCUUUAACAGUUUCAUAUUUUUGCAGCUAUAGAGCUAUCAUGGGGGGGGGGGGGUUGUUCAAGGUGAUUUUUACAAAUCAUACACAACAUAAAUCAGUUCCCCAUACUUUUGUACAAAAGAAAACUCUUACUCUUACACAAGAUAUAGGCAGAAAUUAAUGCAUGCUGUGGCUUUGUCAAAAUGUAUAAAAAGUAUACAUUUAUUUUUUUAAAGUACGCUCUUGUACUUGUUUUACAGGUGUGUUCGGUUUUUUUAUGAGAUCAGAUUCAUUCCAAUAUAUCUAGGUAUUAAGAUCAAUAUCAUUAUUAAUUGUUCUUUUUGUUAAUGUUGUAUUGUUUGCGAAGCUGCAUUAGUCAUUAUGUUGAAUUACUUUGUCUGUCUUGUGACUUAGUACAAGUACAGCUGAUUUCAGUAACUUUGACUUUUGAUUCAAAUCUGUCAUGGCCAGGCCAUCUGGUUCAAGUUCAAGUUCAAUCUGUGUACAUGGGGCUUCAAAACUGCCAAAGGGAGAGUAAUAAUAGUUUCGGGGGGGGGGUUUUCUCGCCUUCCAUAUGAUCACAGAAUCAUAGUAGUACUAGUACCGUAUAUUAUAUAGAUGUCAUUAGUCAUCUUCUUCGACUUCUUGUAGUAUGUGCACUAAUGUUUUUGGUUUCAGACCAUUUUUUUACUUUAAUUAAACAGUAAAAAAUGUUUUUCCCCAGUGAAUGGGUAAUGCCAUCAGUUUGUUUUUUUCUUCUCAUUUUCUAAGCAUUGUCUGACCAUUAGAUUGAGUAUGCUGCUAUGUCCACUAAGUGCAAUGCCUCUGUACAUAUGUGUGUGCGCCUAGAGAAAAGUAGGCCUACCAAAAGUCACCCCACACCCGUUUCAAGCUACAGGCUGAUGAUAAUGACAAAAAUCACUUUUUUGACCAAAAUGUGUUUCCAUUUUAAAAAUGAUCGACCCACCAUUUUUUUUACACUGUGCAUAAAGCCAAUAAAGGGUUUUUAUUGAUUUGACUUCUUAAUAUUUUAUUUUGAAUUAUUUUGAGGGUAGGGUAUAAAAAGUAAAUAAUGGAAACUACUUUUAAAAGGUGUUAAAAUCUAUUCUUGAAGCACGUUUUCUCUUCCCUGCUAAGUUUUACCAGUAAAUUCCAUUCAUGAUAUAUUGGUGUCAACAGAAAGCCAAAUUGGACUUGAAUUUUCCCAUGAAUAAAUUAUAUAUAUAUUAAAAAAUAGUUUUUUAAAGUUUGUAUGUGUUCUCGCGUUUUUUAAACUUAUAAGCUCAUUUUCUCAAAAUUCUAUCUUUAUACCCUACCUCGCAAAAUGUGCAAUAUCUCAAAUACUAGUAACUACUGGAGAUCUAAGAAAUUCAAAGAACCCUGUGUUCAGCAUUGAAUUUCCAAUAAGGCACAACCCUUAACUCAAAAUGGUCAAAAUCCGACUUUUGGUACGGUACUUUUCUUUAGGCACACGCACAUAUUUUCGAUUUUCAGUUAAACCGGGACCCUGGUCCAUUAUUAUUACAUUGUACCCAAGUGUGCACUCUGGAUGUAGUGUAAAAAACCAAUGAACUUGCAGCGUGCUCUUUUAUUAACUUACUUAGAGGUUAAUUUGGGUGUUUUUUUAAACUAUUCAAUGUAUCACACCGCUGCUGCUUUAAAAAUUGAAAAUUGGCUUCAACUUUUGACAAAUUUGUCUAAAUCGUUAAUUAUAGAUAUUAUUUUCAAUUUCGUAUUUAUUAAAAAUGUGGAAGAAUUUAUCGUGAGUCAAACCUCUUAGAUUAGUCAUGAAAAUGUGUUUUUCCUUUCAUUUUGGCUGACAUAUUUUUAUUGUUUACUAUUGUUUUUAACACAACUUCACGUUUCUACAAAUUUGCCCCAUGGUUUUCAAUGACAGAAUACUUUUAAUUAAACCAAGAAUGGAAGAAAAUAAACAUUAAAAUUACUGACACUGAGUUAACUG